AUGCCGGCGGCAUCCUCUCAGCCGCCGGUCAAGCUUUCGCUUCCUCUGCAAUUCCAGCAGGAAAUCUACCAUUUGUUACGCGCAGAGGAUGUUCUUGUCAUCCUCGCGCGAGGCCUAGGUCUGCUCAAAAUUGUCACUAAUUUGCUCCACUCAUACGAUGCUGCGGGCAAUUCUCUGGUGAUCAUCGUGGGAGCAGAAGACCGCGAGAAUGAAUGGAUCGGGGAGGCUUUGGCAGAGCACUAUGCCAUCUCAAGGAGCCCUUUGGCCAAAGGUCUUCGGGUCAUCAAUACUGACAAAGCCACCGUGGCGGCCCGAGAAAAGAUCUAUUCUGAGGGUGGCAUCGUCUCCGUCACCAGCCGAAUCCUUAUCGUCGACCUACUGUCAAAGCUUCUGGAUCCAGAGACGGUCACUGGCCUGGUCGUCCUUCAUGCUGAACGCGUGAUCGCCACGAGCAUUGAGGCUUUCAUUGUGCGCAUCUUCAGGCAGUUCAACAAAAUCGGAUUCCUCAAGGCCUUCAGUGAUGCUCCGGAGCCGCUUGCUUCAUCCUACGCACCGCUAGCCAGCUUGAUGAGGAAUCUGUUCUUGCGCAAGCCAUCGCUUUGGCCCCGCUUCCAUGUUUCCAUUGCACAGAGCUUGGAGGGGAAGAAGAAAGCGGAUGUGAUUGAACUGGAAGUGCCCAUGACGGAAGCCAUGCAAGCGAUCCAGAAUGCCGUCCUGGAAUGUGUGGAAGUGAGCAUCUCCGAACUGAAAAAGGCCAAUACCGGGCUCGAAAUGGACGACUGGACACUCGACUCUGCACUACAUCAGAAUUUUGACGCCAUUGUCCGGAGACAACUCGAUCCAGUAUGGCACCGAGUAAGCUGGCGGACGAAACAGAUCGCGAAUGAUCUGACGGUGCUGCGGUCUAUCCUCCAUUCACUUCUCACCUAUGACUGUGUGUCGCUUCUAAAGUAUUUGGAUACCGUCCUUGCCACCCACUCCCCACCUCCGGGGUCUACCAGGCAGAAUCAAUCGCCGUGGCUCUUCUUGGACGCCGCCGCCACCAUAUUCCGAUCCGCCAGGGACAGGGUGUACACAGGCAAAGUGGAAGAUGGCAAUGUUUUGCCAACCUCAAAACUCCCGGAUUCUCUCAAGCCCGUGUUGGAAGAGCAGCCAAAGUGGACAGUUUUGGCCGAGAUUCUUCACGAAAUAGAAACAGACGCAUAUCUGAACCCCACACCCAGGGACGACUCGAAUCAAACUGUUUUGAUCAUGUGUAGUGAGCAGAGAACAUGCCGCCAGGUGCGAGAAUACUUACAGACCAUGCACGUUAAACCCCUCCCACAAGACAUGAGCGAGGGUCAGGCACCUCAUAGAGUGGAGGAGGAAGAACAGAAGGGUUCUGCAGAAUUUAUGAUGCGGCGAAAGCUUCGAGAAUAUCUUGGAUGGCGCAAGACGUUUGCUCAGGUCAGCGCCUCUCUAUUCGACGAGAACCAGAAAUCUCUCAAUGAUAUCAAGGGCAAUACGGCAGCAGGUCGGCUUAACAGCAAAGCGCCGGCGAACAAACGAAGGCGCGUGCGGGGCGGAGGAGGGGCGGGUUUCAAUCCGUCACGAACUGCUUAUGGGGCCGUGGCCGUCGUCGAAGACAAGGCUGCCCAGGUGGCCGGUCUGCUCGCGGAGCUGCGCCCAACAGAAUUGGAGUCGCUGCAGAAAGAAGACAUUGUUGUCGACGACCUAGACAAUGCUGGCGAGGACUUCUUCGAGCUAUACGACCCGGCUGACCAAGUGGUGGUGCACCCUUACGACGGAGACCAGGAUGACCAGCUACUCGAAGAGCUCAGACCCAAAUACAUUAUCAUGUACUCGCCUUCUGCCGACUUCAUCCGGAGAGUGGAGGUGUACAGGUCGAGCCAUUCGGACCGGAACGUCCGUGCAUACUUCAUGUACUAUGGUGGAAGUGUGGAAGAGCAGCGAUACCUUUCGGCGGUGCGGCGCGAAAAGGACUCCUUCACCAAGCUCAUCAAGGAACGCGGCAGUAUGGCUGUCACUCUUACCGACAGCAAUCUGGACCCGCAGGAGGCCUUUCUACGAACAGUCAACACGCGGAUUGCCGGCGGUGGAAGGCUUGCAGCCACGGCUGCUCCGCCGACGGUGGUGGUCGAUGUCCGCGAGUUUCGCUCGGCUCUGCCCAGUUUGUUGCAUGGCCGCAAUAUGCACAUAGUUCCUUGCCAGCUGACGGUCGGUGAUUACGUCUUGUCGCCGCAAAUCUGCGUGGAACGAAAGUCGGUCCGGGAUCUGAUUGCCUCGUUCAAGAAUGGGAGGCUCUUCAACCAAGCAGAAACCAUGCUACAAUAUUACAAAUACUCCUUUCUACUCAUCGAAUUUGACCACAACAAGUCAUUCACCCUGGACCCCUUCGCCGACCUCACCUCACUGUCGACCUUGAAAAUGCCGGACUCCGAGACCAAGGAUUUGCAGUCGAAACUGGUGCUUCUCACACUUGCGUUCCCCCGUCUCAAGGUCAUCUGGUCAUCUUCACCUUACCAGACAGCAGAAAUCUUUGAAGAGCUCAAGAAGCAGCAGGAAGAGCCGGAUCCACUGCGCGCCGUCCAAAUCGGCCUGGCUGAAGACGAAGAUCCCGAAGAGAAGACCUUCAACACCGGGCCGCAAGAUCUACUGCGGACAAUACCAGGCGUGACGGCCAAAAAUGCAAGCCGCCUUUAUCUGGAGACCAAAAAUGUGUUGGAGGUGGCCAACAUGAGUCUGGAAGAACUUGAUCCUCUCGUCGGGAAGGAGGCGGGUAGGCAAAUCGUGCGGUUUUUCACAAAGAGCGUUUUCGACGACGAAGAUCAAUGA
Molecule: messenger RNA, 2835 nt
Organism: Capronia coronata CBS 617.96
Lineage: Eukaryota; Fungi; Ascomycota; Eurotiomycetes; Chaetothyriales; Herpotrichiellaceae
Product: DNA excision repair protein ERCC-4
Exons: 2
Coding region: 1-2835 (944 amino acids)
Biological process (GO): double-strand break repair via single-strand annealing, removal of nonhomologous ends; resolution of meiotic recombination intermediates; nucleotide-excision repair involved in interstrand cross-link repair
Cellular component (GO): nucleotide-excision repair factor 1 complex
Molecular function (GO): single-stranded DNA endonuclease activity; single-stranded DNA binding; damaged DNA binding
Source: RefSeq, a predicted model, not a curated record